Penicillium argentinense is the source of this 1074-nucleotide messenger RNA. Its product is annotated as SET domain-containing protein. The coding region runs from base 1 to 1074 and encodes 357 amino acids. The transcript has 2 exons. NCBI's taxonomy places the organism in Eukaryota, Fungi, Ascomycota, Eurotiomycetes, Eurotiales, Aspergillaceae. The record is from RefSeq and is a predicted model, not a curated record. Gene Ontology annotation, molecular function: protein binding.
AUGUCCGAGGUCGUAUACCUCACGAUCGAAUCGUCGACCCCCAUUCGUGUAGACGCGAUCUCGCAGGCUCAACCUGACUGGAUCCACCCGCAUUUAAUCCAGAGCGCCGACCCGGUCAAGGGUCGCCAAUUUCGAGUGUCGAGUCUGGUCCCCAAAGGCGCCUGUCUUCUUGUCGAUCGCCCAUAUGCAAUUAUUCCGGUCGUCGAUGAACCGCAGUCUAGCGACAAUCUGAUUUGCAGCAAUCCCGCUUGUAAUAAUCGCGCCGUCAAGCACGCGGAGCGACUUUCGUGCCCUAACGUCUGCAUUCCGGACGUGGCAUGGUGUAGCAGGACUUGCCAAGACACUGACAAACUCCGACACGACUUUGAAUGCAGCUGGCUCAAAAGAUAUGCGAGCUCAAUAAGAGCCAAACGAGGUGAAUACGACUUUGGCAUGCUGUGGGUGAUUGUCCGACUCUUGGCCACCCGCCGUAUCGAGAUGUGCGACUCGGCACCGAUCAACAGCGCCAUUGCACCAAACUGUCAGCAAUCAAUCUAUGGUUGGCAAGGCAUCGAGGCAUUAUGCGGAUCUUCAGACACCUGGUCUCAUGAUCAGGUCCGAUCGUGGACUCUGCUCGUGAAAAAGUACCUCCAAAACGGCCCGGUCUUGCCUCACGGAUUACCCUCCGAGCGCAUACUUCAUCUCAUCUGCCAAGAAGAGGCCAAUUCGUUUGGACUGUACCCCCGGGAAACGGGUUUUACGUCAAGGCCUGAGUCUCUGGUCGACCGGGGAGAGCAAUUUGCAGCGUCUGUCUAUCCUACUGCAGCGAUAGCCAACCAUUCAUGCGUGCCAAAUAUUAUUCAUAAACCGGACGAACUAGGUCGGAUGGUCUUCAGAGCGUCCCGCGACAUUCUUGCUGGCGAAGAGUGCUGCAUUUCGUACUUCGACCUGACGCGCUUCACCGACCUAGAGUCUCGCCGCGAACAUCUUCGAAAAUCAUUCAAAUUCGUAUGCCAGUGCGAAAGGUGUAUAUUCGAUGAACCUGUCAAGGAAACGGAUACAUGGGAUGCCAUGCCAUUAAUGGAUGGAUUCUGA